AUGGCCUCAGAGUGGAAUUUGACGAGGAAGAGACAGCGCAACAUCAUCACGCUGAAGUCAGGUGACGGAUCAGAAAGCAUCACGAUCCAUGGAGACCUACUCCGCGAAAACUCACCCUUCUUAAAGGCCGCUCUCGACAAGCAGUAUGCAGAAGAUGCUGCGCGCGAUAUCACGAUACCGGAGGAGUCGAUGGAGGUCGUCACCUCAUAUGUCGGUUGGUUGUACAUCAAAGAAUUAUCCGAUUUGCUCGUCACACCGGACGACAAGAAGUACCCACACCACGUCCAUCUGAUCAGACUGUACAACUUUGCUGAGAAGAUCCAGAACGACGUCUUCUGCGACGAGGUUCUCAGACUCAUUUUCGGGCGAGGCAAGGAUGAGCUCGAGCGGCUUGCUGCCACUGCAAACCGCUGGCGGUACACAAGGCCCAUUGUUACGAUCAAUGUCGGCUCGGUCCCCACGGCCGCGACCACCCACGAAGACCGCCUUUGCCAGAGUUCCGACUACUUCAAGGCUGCUCUGAGCAAGGAUUGGGUCGAGGGCCAGAAGCGCGAAGUCAACUUCGAGGACAAAGAUGUGGGCUCCGUGAUCUCAUACAUCGACUGGCUCUAUGCCGACCGCCUUCCCGAGGAUAUCCCCGGUCUCAUCAACGGCCUCUUCUGGGUUGAGCUUGCACAUCUCUACAUCUUCGGUGAGUAUGUCCAAGAUGCUCACUUCUGCAACGCCGUUCUCUCGAUGAUGAUCGACUGCAUCGAUCGUACUCGCUUUCCGAUCGCUGCAGAAGCCACCAAGGUCAUCUACGAUGGCACUGUAGCUGGGUCGCCAUUGCAGCGUUUCGUGGCGUAUGUUUAUGCGCAUGAUGCUGCGAAGCAGUGGUUCAUGGGCGAGCAGGAGUAUCCGAACAAGUUUUUGAUGAAUGUAGCUGCUCAGCUGGCGAAAUCCCGGAAGAAGGAUCCGGGAACGUCUUCAUAUAGGAGGGAACAGCUUAAGUGGAUGAAGGAGGUAUGA
Messenger RNA from Fulvia fulva, 1008 nucleotides. RefSeq lists its product as uncharacterized. The coding region runs from base 1 to 1008 and encodes 335 amino acids. The transcript is spliced from 3 exons. Gene Ontology annotation, molecular function: protein binding. NCBI's taxonomy places the organism in Eukaryota, Fungi, Ascomycota, Dothideomycetes, Mycosphaerellales, Mycosphaerellaceae. The record is from RefSeq and is a predicted model, not a curated record.